UCUCUGCGUUAAACCUGGCUUUAUUCACAACUCGGAGCUCCAGCGAGCCCAGCCGACUUAGAGAGAGCUGUCAUCGUGUGGACUUGAUCUCUAGCGGGUUUUACAACAGAGUUUGGAAUUAUUUUUUUACUAAUAUUAGUGGUUUUCUGAGAUAUCUCGAGGGUGUUUUUCCAAGCAGAACGGGUGUUGGUUAACUCGGAGUGUCUGGUAGGUUUUUAUUAGUAAUGCUCCUCAGGUAACGUUAGUGUGAAAGUCUUGAGAGCGUCUUCACACGGUCACACAGCGACUGGACAGUUGCUGUAAACUGAGUAAACACGGCUUUAACUCACAGGUGACUGCGGCUCUAAGCUGUCAGAGGACAUGGACUCCACAAAGGCUGAUUGUGGGUUACUAUUGAGCCGACUCACAUGGACCGCUCAGCCUAGCCAUGUGCAUCUGUGUUUACGCGUCCUGUGCGUCUGCUCUGAUUGGUCGAGAGAGGUCGUGACGUGCGUAUUGCAUAAUUUGCAUGGGCAUGGACGCGUCUGCAGCUGCUGAUACACGUGAGACGGCCAAGACUGACCCACUUUCCGAGAUGGACCUCACUGCGGAACACAAGAGCCAGGGGGCGUGCUUGGACCCAUAUCCUCCCACCCGUCUCCACCCCUUGAUUGCUAAAUCUACCCAUCUCUACCCAGUAGAUGUGUUCCUACCGAGCCCCCUAAACAUGCCGAGUACACGUGGGGGCGGGGCUAAGAACACGUCAAUCAACAGCUCAGCGGCUCAUUCAGGUGGAGUAAUAGCUUACAUUAGCUCCUCGAGCUCGGCCUGCAGUCCCGAGUCGUGCCACAGCGACUCCUCCAACAGCAGCUAUCAGUCCUGCUCUCCACCCCACGCGGGACAGGGACAGGGCCCACAGGGCGAGGCUCUCGCUGGGACCCCUCAGUCCCGUGGAGGCAAGGCACGAUCGCCCUCCACCACCAGAAGUGGCAUUACAAAGAUUAAUGGGCUGGUGCUGCUAUGUAAAGUGUGUGGAGAUGUGGCGUCAGGAUUUCACUACGGUGUUCACGCCUGUGAGGGAUGUAAGGGUUUCUUCAGGAGGAGCAUUCAGCAGAACAUUCAGUAUAAGAAGUGCCUUAAGAACGAAAGCUGUCCCAUCAUGCGCAUCAACAGGAACCGGUGUCAGCAGUGCCGCUUUAAGAAGUGUCUGCUCGUGGGCAUGUCCAGAGACGCUGUGCGUUUCGGCCGGAUUCCCAAACGAGAGAAGCAGCGCAUGCUGCUCGAGAUGCAGAACGCCAUGAACAACAUGAUGAACAACAGCCACGGCAACCAGCCUCUGAGCGACCAGACGUCAUCCACCGAUGCAGCUUCAGAGCACAGCGGCUCGGGCUCUUCCUCCCGCUCCCCCUCCACUUCCCCCCGGAGCCACCGAUCCAAAUCCAGCCCGGACCCCGAGCUGCUGAGCGCCAUGGAUACAAGCCAGAGCUCAGACUCUUCCAGUGCCACUGACAGUGGGGAGGAGGAGGUCAUCGGCACAGUGACUAGAGCGCACCAGGAGACCUUCAUGUACAAUCAGGAGCAGGCCAGCGUGCCUUCAGAGGGCCCCAACAACUACAGCCAUUGCUCAGAGAAGACUCAGGAGGUCUGGAACCAGCAGAACAAUCCCUCCUCAGAGAGCGAACAGAAGCCUUCAUCAGGCAGUGCUCCACGGGGGCCUGAAGACUCGGGCUGUCCUUUCAGACUGCCCAACAGCAGCUCCGCUGGACCGUCUCUGAAGAACCUCUCUCUGAGAGCUCAUAAUGACAAUGAGACCCAAGUCAAUGGCAGCUGUAGUGUCCCAACAUUUGCAAGGGUUAACAGGAUGCACCUGGUUUGCCCCAUGAACACAUCGCCCUAUGUGGAUCCUCAGAAGUCGGGUCACAGUAUUUGGGAGGAGUUCUCCAUGAGCUUCACCCCAGCCGUCAGAGAGGUGGUGGAAUUUGCAAAGCGCAUCCCAGGAUUCAAAGACCUGUCCCAGCAUGACCAGGUCAGCCUGCUGAAGGCCGGCACCUUUGAGGUGCUGGUGGUGCGCUUUACAUCCCUGUUCAAUGUGAAGGAGCGCACGGUUACAUUUCUGAGCGGCCGGAAGUACAGCGUGGAGGUGCUGCGCUCGAUGGGUGCAGGAGAUCUCCUCAACUCAAUGUUUGACUUCACCGAGAAGCUGCAAGCUCUGAACCUCAGCGAGGAGGAGAUGAGCCUCUUCACGGCCGUAGUGCUGGUGUCUGCAGACCGCUCCGGUCUCGAGAACGUCAACUCAGUCGAGGCCCUUCAGGAAACUCUGAUUCGAGCUCUGCGCAGCUUGAUCACCAAGAACCACCCCAACGAGAUCGCCAUCUUCACUAAACUGCUCCUCAAACUGCCGGACCUGCGCUCGCUCAACAACAUGCACUCAGAGCAGCUCUUGGCCUUUAAGGUCCACCCCUGAGCACCCAUCAACCCUCAAAACUGUGGACCCAUCCUCCCCCCACCCCAUCCGGGCCCACUUAUCCAAUGGGCAUCUUGUUCUUACUCAGUGCCCCUUUCCCUUCUCUCAAUCAUAUACAAACGAUUGCUGGUUAAACAUGGAGGUGGGGGGGUUAUUCUUUAGUCAUCGUCGUACUGUAAAAGGCCUCUGCUCGUGCUAACGCACACGACUCGCUGACACAAACUGGAGGGGUUUCGUUGUAGAUUCUUACGAGAGUUUGUAUGAUUACGGGGUUUGUGUGUGCGCAGAGGCACCUUGAAUAAGUUUCUAGAUUUGUAAAUCUGCCUGUGCAAUAAGUGACACGUUCACUGUUUUUGGAUUGUUCCUCGUUGGUCUCUUAAUACUUCCAGAAAAGAGGAAGUAAGGUAUUGUGUGGCUGUAUGAAUGCCGUGUUUUGUUUAGGGAGCAUUAUGAAGGGAUAUUCCCACAUGUAAACUAAAAAAAAAAGGAGAAA
Molecule: messenger RNA, 2936 nt
Organism: Carassius auratus (goldfish)
Lineage: Eukaryota; Metazoa; Chordata; Actinopteri; Cypriniformes; Cyprinidae
Gene: nr1d2b
Product: nuclear receptor subfamily 1, group D, member 2b
Exons: 9
Coding region: 509-2443 (644 amino acids)
Biological process (GO): positive regulation of transcription by RNA polymerase II; negative regulation of transcription by RNA polymerase II; cell differentiation
Molecular function (GO): RNA polymerase II cis-regulatory region sequence-specific DNA binding; zinc ion binding; nuclear receptor activity
Source: RefSeq, a predicted model, not a curated record